AUGGCGGACAUCAAGACAGCGCGAACGGUCGAAGCACUCCGCAGCCUCUUCGCACGUUUCGGAGUUCCGGAGGUUGUUGUCACUGAUAAUGGACCGACGUUCACGUCGUCGGAGUUCAGCGACUUCCUGAAAAGGAAUGGAGUGAAGCACAAGAGGACGCCGCCAUAUCACAGCGCGUCGAAUGGUCAGGUGGAGCGUUGCGUCCGUACGCUGAAGGAAAACCUGCUGAAAAACGAAGUGUCGGGGGAGAAGAGAACGCUUCGACACCAAGUGGACAGUUUCCUGUUCGCGUACCGAAACACGCCACACACAGUCACUGGAAAAACGCCGGCGGAACUGUUUCUUCGCCGAGCGCCGAGGACGCGUCUGUCCCUACUCAAGCCCAAUUUGAAGGCUCAAGUGGAGAAGAUGCAGGAGCAACAGAAAGCAAGUCAUGAUGGAAAGGACAUGAAGCUGCGCGAAUUCACAGCGCGGCAGCCUGUGUUCGUGCGGAAUUGUCGCAGCGACCAGCGUGUGACGUGGGUACCGGGCAUCGUCCUGUGCCGUAAGGGACCGCAUACGUACCUGUGCAGGGUUCACGGUCGAGUCCGGUUCGUCCACGUCAACCACCUUCGGCACGAUCCUUCUCGCCGGGAGGAGGCUCACGAGGAGACAGUGGGCCGACCGUCUCCGCCUCCAGUACUGGAACGCAGGGAGUCUGCGGCUGAACCGGACCGGUCGGUGACGACACGGGACCCAGGCCGGGUCUAUCCUGAUGAGUCAGCUACGCUGGAUGAAGGACGGACGACUAACGACAACGAGGCAGAGAGUAGCAGUCGGGUGGAGCCUGCGCGGCCAUCUUCGUUGUCACUGUCGCCUACACCGGCGCUGCGCAGGUCAAGUAGACCUAAGCGUGCGCCUCAGCGCCUGAUUGAAAUCAGCGCGCUGGCCUUUGGCUAA
This is a messenger RNA of Amphibalanus amphitrite, 939 nucleotides long. RefSeq lists its product as uncharacterized. The transcript has a single exon. Gene Ontology annotation, biological process: DNA integration. The record is from RefSeq and is a predicted model, not a curated record. NCBI's taxonomy places the organism in Eukaryota, Metazoa, Arthropoda, Thecostraca, Balanomorpha, Balanidae. Gene Ontology annotation, molecular function: nucleic acid binding. The coding region runs from base 1 to 939 and encodes 312 amino acids.